Messenger RNA from Rotaria sp. Silwood1, 297 nucleotides. The record is from the annotation of a GenBank genome assembly. NCBI's taxonomy places the organism in Eukaryota, Metazoa, Rotifera, Eurotatoria, Philodinida, Philodinidae.
AUGCCAGUAAAAAAAAGAGCCUCUUUGGGAAGAAGUACAUCAACUGCAAGAAGAAUGGCAGCAACAAGAGCAGCUGAAUCUUUAGAACGGGGACAAGAUCGACGAGAGGAGGAUCGAGCCAGACAUGCAGCUUCAAGAGCAGCUGAAGAUUCUGAAGACACACGCACUCGACUUGAUGGUCAACGUGCAAGACAAGCAGCUUCAAGAGCAGCUGAAUCUCCAGAACGGAGACAAGAUCGACGGGAAGAAGAUCGAGCCAGACAUGCAGCUUCAAGAGCAGCUGAGGAUCCCAUAUAG